AUGGAGAUGGCUGACGCAACUAUCCAUGAAUCUUUUCUCCUCAAUUUUGCGUCUAGCCGGUCCAAGAAGGAUGAUCAAAAGCUCCCAAUUGGCCUCGGUGGGCCAAUCAGGCUAAAGGAGAUCACCAACCCUGAUGACGAAACCACUUGGUCGUCAUUGAAUGAAGAGCUUCAGUACUCGGUACCCAGGAUUCGUGAGCCGUACCCAGCACCAUCAAAGCCUGAGCCUCCAGCAGCACCAGGCAGUUCGACGCAACAGUUCCAGUCUCAAGGGCCGAAAUCGACACCGGAAAAGGUCUCGGAAAAAGACCAGCUCAAGCAACUGAAACAGGAGAACGACAAACUCCAAAAUAAGCUCAACAAGGCACAGGAGCUGGUAAACAAGACCUCGAUAGAGCUAGUGACCAAUUUGGAGGCUAUCAAUUCCACUCUGACCACGGAAAAUUUGAAGCUACGACUUGAAAACAGACCAUUAGAGAUGGAUUUAGCAAGAUACGAGGAAGCUCCACCAGAGCUGCACAGUUCUGGACCUUUGGACCCGCAACAACAAAACUUCAAUCAGCUGCUAGCAGAGCUUGCCUCUGCUAAGCAAGAAGUUCGAGAGUUGAAGGCUCAAAAGGAAGCCGACAAUUUAUUGAUCAAGCGACUCCAAUCUAAGGUCACGUCUCUCCAAGAAAGCAUCGGCACUCCCUUCGAAAUUGACGCCAUGAAGAAGGAAAAAGCUGGGCUCCAAUCGUCCAUAGAAAAGAAGAACAAGGAGCUUGCACAGGUCAAAUUGGAGUGUGCGGAAGGGCAGGAAGACCGUUACAAACAACUUCUGGAUGACCAUGAGAAAUUGGCUGCUGGGGCUGACUAUACGGCGCAUCUGGAUCUACAAGAGGCCAAGAAGGAGAUUAGAGAUGCCAAGAGGGAUAUUACAGAGCUCACUGAACAAGUGGAAAUGUGCAGAGGAUACAUGGAGGAUGGAAUUGAGCCAAAUACAGGGAAUAACGCAGGUGCUUUGGUCCGUACCAAGUGCCAGAAGAACAGGGUGCCCGACAUGUUCGUCAACACCACCUAUUCAGCAAUAAAGCGAAAGGUGGAGGAAGAUCUCUACACUGGCGGAGAGGAGCGACAAGCCAAGAGGCUCAAGGUUUCGCGGCUCAUGGCAUUUCCCGGGCUUGGAUCACCCAGUCUGGAAGGUGUUACUGAUUUUAUCUUCAGUGCGCAAAAUGAGGUCCUACGCGUGGCCGCAAAGGGUGGCUUAAUUAACGCUGUCCAUUUUGAGGUCACCCCUCGUGGAAUAAUAGGCAUUACCGAGCUUGGUAUGAACCGAAUUGAUCUACAGCACAAGUAUCAAUCUGAGCCAAAGAUGGUGGAGAAUUGGAACACCGCAAACGGGGCGAAGCAUUCAAGCCACAUACGAGAUAUCAUUAUUGAGCAUCAGUUUGCAAACUACGCCCACCCUUCCAUGCGUCCCCUAGCAGAUGCUCUCGUUCAUCGGGGCAAGGAUAUGACCAUGGAAUCCCUGUCAGACCAUCUGGUGGCCAUUGAAGACCACACCAAAGACGAUGUAGGCAAGCUGGACUCUUACAUCUUUCAUAUCAAGAAUCGAUCUGUUCGGGGUCGAGGAGAGCAGGUUGACAAGAAGGGACUCACAGAGGUUCUUCAACGCUUGACAAUGUCUCACGAUAACGCCACGUGUAGCGCUUACGUGAGAAUGAUGAUGAAGGAUGUUGAUUCCGUGAGGAUGGUUUAUAGUUUUCAACUACCCAUCGAGAAAGUAUUCGAGGGCUAUCGGAAACUCUAUGCGGCCAAGGGCAAGGUCGCUGAGUCGAUGCAGAUCCCCCGUCACUACUUUGCACCAGCCGCACCGCGAAUCCAGGAGUGA
Clonostachys solani is the source of this 1869-nucleotide messenger RNA. The record is from the annotation of a GenBank genome assembly. Lineage: Eukaryota; Fungi; Ascomycota; Sordariomycetes; Hypocreales; Bionectriaceae.